Notodromas monacha is the source of this 367-nucleotide messenger RNA. The record is from the annotation of a GenBank genome assembly. Lineage: Eukaryota; Metazoa; Arthropoda; Ostracoda; Podocopida; Cyprididae.
GCGAUGUGCACGUUUUUGUAGCCAUGCUAUCAUGCAGUACUUGGCAAACAAGUACUCAAAAGACCAUAAUCUGUACCCAGAGGACCCGGAGAAACGUGCAAUUGUAGAUAAUCGAAUGUUCUUCGAAAGCGGCACUUUGUUCGCCAGGAUUCACGCAUAUGUGAAAUUUUCAGGAAUUCACGACUUCCAGCUGGUCAAAUACGAGCACUUGUCCGCGUGGAUGAACAAGUGCAAAACCGAGUUCAAAUACUACAACGACAUCGUGGAAAAGGGGGCUUUAAACUGGGAAGAAUAUUUCCUCGAGCUUUCAGAGGGCAAGGAAAUGAAGUGAUCAAAUCAAUGUUCUCAUCGCUCAAAAUUGUGUUCA